Molecule: messenger RNA, 880 nt
Organism: Bactrocera latifrons
Lineage: Eukaryota; Metazoa; Arthropoda; Insecta; Diptera; Tephritidae
Gene: Cpr78E
Exons: 2
Coding region: 43-699 (218 amino acids)
Cellular component (GO): chitin-based extracellular matrix
Molecular function (GO): structural constituent of chitin-based larval cuticle
Source: RefSeq, a predicted model, not a curated record
GCCAGAGGCAAGCGAGCAACAACCAAGGCGUGAAACUCAAAAAUGUUCCGAUACAUCUCUUUUGCAGCAUUGCUCGCCGUUGCGUAUGCCGCACCCGUCGAUGAGCAGGUGAUGGUUACCGAACCCAUUAUGGAGCAGCGCGCUUACCCCAUGGACAACAUGGCAGCGGUUGUUGCGCCAGAGAUGGAAAUGGAACCACGUGUACCCGUUAUCGGCAUCAUGGAUGCUGCACUGCAGCAAUCCACCGACGGCGCCUAUAAUUUCCAUUAUCGCGGCGAGGAUGGCUCGUUCCGACAGGAGAGCGCUGUAGUCAUCAACCCCGGCACCGAAUAUCAGUAUCUGAAGAUCAGUGGCAGCUAUUCGUACUUCGACGCCAACGGCAAAGAGGUGGUGGUGCAUUAUAGUGCCGACGAUCGCGGCUUCGUGCCCGAGGGCAAUAACAUAAUGCCGCAGAUUUCGUCGGCGGCGAAGAUGAACAGCCAACUGCCGCGUGUGGUGGAGAAGCCGAGACCACAAGAGCAACAAGUUGAGAAUGUACCGAAUGUAUCACAUGUUUCACAAGCUCAGCAUGUUUCACAAGUUCCGCAUGUUUCACAAGCUCAGCAUGUUUCGCAAGCUCCGCAUAUUUCGCAAGUUGCGCAUGUUUCGAAAGUACCAGUUAUGGGCAGCGUUUGGAAUGGUCAAAUUAUGCAGGUGUAAGCGCUGACAAGUUGUUUACUUUUGUAAAUUCGAAUUUGGUUAAGCGAUAAAUUAUGGCAUGCAUGCUUUAGGUGUGCACCCUUGUGUUUUUUUUUAUAUUAUUUUUGUAUUAUUUUUUUAUGUUUCUGUUUAAGUUGAUUUUAGCAUCUUCUUGUAUUGCUGCAAAUGAGAAUAAAAAGAC